Molecule: messenger RNA, 1299 nt
Organism: Naumovozyma castellii
Lineage: Eukaryota; Fungi; Ascomycota; Saccharomycetes; Saccharomycetales; Saccharomycetaceae
Gene: ADE12
Product: adenylosuccinate synthase
Exons: 1
Coding region: 1-1299 (432 amino acids)
Source: RefSeq, a predicted model, not a curated record
AUGGUCAACGUCGUAUUAGGUUCCCAAUGGGGGGAUGAAGGUAAGGGUAAAUUAGUUGAUCUUCUAGUUAGCAACUACGAUAUUGUUGCCCGUUGUGCCGGUGGUAAUAACGCAGGUCACACCAUCGUUGUCGGUGGGGUCAAGUAUGAUUUCCACAUGCUACCUUCUGGGUUAGUCAAUCCUAAUUGUCAAAACUUACUAGGGAACGGUGUCGUCAUUCAUGUCCCCUCCUUCUUUAAGGAAUUGGAAACUUUAGAAGCCAAAGGUUUAAAAGGUUGUAGAGAAAGAUUAUUUGUCUCUUCGAGAGCUCAUUUAGUCUUCGAUUUCCAUCAAGUUACUGAUAAGUUGAGAGAGAAUGAAUUAUCAGGUCGUUCUAAGGAUGGGAAGAACAUUGGGACCACUGGUAAAGGUAUUGGUCCAACUUAUUCGACAAAGGCCUCUAGAUCUGGGUUAAGAGUGCAUCAUUUAGUUAAUGAUAAUCCAGGUGCAUGGGAUGCCUUUGUUGUCAAAUACAAGAGAUUAUUGGAAACAAGAAAGCAAAGAUAUGGUGAUUUUGAAUAUGAUGUUGAUGCCAAAUUGGCUGAAUACAAGAAGUACAGAGACGCCUUGAAACCAUUCGUCGUAGAUUCUGUCGUGUUCAUGCAUAAAGCCAUUGAACAAAAUAAGAAAAUCUUGGUGGAAGGUGCUAAUGCUCUUAUGUUGGAUAUUGAUUUUGGUACUUAUCCAUACGUUACUUCUUCCAGUACCGGUAUUGGUGGUGUAGUCACUGGGCUAGGUAUUCCUCCACGUACUAUUGACAAAGUAUAUGGUGUCGUUAAGGCCUAUACCACUCGUGUUGGAGAAGGUCCAUUUCCUACAGAACAAUUAAAUCCAGAUGGUGAAAAAUUGCAGACCAUUGGUGCCGAAUUUGGUGUUACCACUGGUCGUAAACGUCGUUGCGGUUGGUUAGAUCUUGUUGUCUUGAAGUACUCAAGUUUAAUCAAUGGUUAUACCAGUUUAAACAUUACCAAAUUGGAUGUUCUUGAUUCAUUUAAGGAAAUUCCUGUUGGUAUUUCUUACUCUAUUAAGGGUAAGAAAUUAGAUUUGUUCCCAGAAGAUUUAAUGACUUUGGGUGAAGUGGAUGUGGAAUAUGUUACUCUACCUGGUUGGGAUCAAGAUAUUACAAAGAUUACUGAAUUUGAUCAAUUGCCCGAAAAUGCCAAAAAAUAUUUGAAAUUUAUUGAAGAUUUCGUUGGUAUUCCAGUGGAAUGGGUUGGUACUGGCCCAGCAAGAGAAAGCAUGCUACAUAAGGAUAUUUGA